Alternaria alternata is the source of this 1680-nucleotide messenger RNA. Its product is annotated as alpha/beta-hydrolase. Bases 370 to 1332 code for a protein of 320 amino acids. Lineage: Eukaryota; Fungi; Ascomycota; Dothideomycetes; Pleosporales; Pleosporaceae. The record is from RefSeq and is a predicted model, not a curated record. The transcript has a single exon.
UACAAGCUGUGGACACGAUGAGGAAGAUACAACAGACUCCAUAAACAGGCCGUCGCUUAAUUGGCCAAUUGCAUGCGCAUCACAUGAUCUGUGGUAGGCAGCAGCUUUCCAAAGAGCUCACGAGCAGCGUCAGACUGUAAGGCCCUCAGCCACCAAUGUCAUUGGUGCAUCGCAGAACGGCAUUCCGUUCACGGUAUGUAGGAUCACGUUGCAUUCCGACAUGUCAGCAAGAAGCCGGGAAUUUAACGUUGCUUGAAGUUAUAUGAACUGUGAACGUGAAGCUCUUAGCUCUUGUAUUCUCAUCACUGUAUACCAAGUCUUAAAACCAAACUCGUGCUGACGAAAGACACUACAUCAUAUCUUGACACAAUGUUCAGCCUCUUCGGAGAUCGCGCUCCUUCGUCGCCUCCGAACCCUGCGAAGCUUCAACUCCGACCCAACGAAUGCCAAGUGCUCAGCCUACCUGACGGACGCACUCUUGGCUUUGCAACCUAUGGCUCUACGGACCCCUCCCACCCAAUCAUCUUCCUCUUCCAUGGUCUUCCAGGCUGCCGACUGGUCGGAAGAAGUUGGGACAAGCUCUGCAGAGACAUCGGCGCACGUCUCAUUACUAUCGAUCGACCAGGCUGUGGAGAUUCGACUCUCGCUGACCGUCGCCUCAUUGACUGGCCAAGCGAUGUCGUGAGCCUCGCCGACUACCUCAACAUUGAUCGAUUCAGUGUGUUAGGUGCUAGCGGAGGCGGACCAUAUGCUUUGGCUUGCGCACGCUUCAUCCCCAAAGAGAGACUCCGAGCGACAACUGUCGUAUGCGGCAUUGGACCUAUCGAGGCGCUCGUAGACUUUGCACCAUAUCUCCCAUGGCACGCCAGAGACAUAACGCUAUGGCUGCUACGCCAGGGAGCCCUCCACGUCUUUCUGCCACACGUCCUCAUUCGCCCCUAUCUUACUAGGGACCCUUCUCGUCUUAAGCGCGUCCUCGAAGACCAGGCUAAGACUGAAGAAGAGAAAGAGCAGUUUCGUGACGAAAAAGGAGAAACUAAUCUCGAUGAUGUUGUUGCAUCACUACUUGAGGCCUUCAAGCAAGGCUCUGGUGGGUGCAUGCACGACGGCGCUGUACUUACGGAAGAUUGGGGCUUUGACUUGAAGGACGUGGACAACGAGCGAGUGUGGCUAAUACAUGGCGAUCAAGAUGCGCAGGCGCCAUUGAAAGGUGCGCAGUGGAUUGAUGAGCGGUUGGGGGGCGGGAAACUCAAGAUCCUGAAAGGCAAGACGCAUUUCACAAUUUGGAAGGAACACUCGGAAGAGAUAUUUCGGCAAAGCGCUGAGGCGUAAUCGAGUCGCAACGAGAGAUCGGGGUACGGAUUGUGCUGUAGAGGGUUGUUUUCCAAGGCUUGGUAGUGCAGGGCGUAAUGCGCAGGCAGUCUGCGUUGCUGUUCCACCGCAUGUCCGAUUCUGUCACUCGGAUUUGCGGACCUGAGGUCGGCUCUAGACUUCAGCACCAAGAAUGUCUCCAGUUUCCAACAUAGUCAUGUAGGUCUUCCACUGGGUGUGAAGGUGAUAUAGCAGUAUACACACAUAUAUAUAUACUGUAUGUUUGCUGCUUUCCAGCAACCAUAAAGUGCGACAGCUUCCCUAGCAUACCAUCUGAGAAUCUUCACAAUCACAAUGCAUUUUUCCAUA